This is a messenger RNA of Didymodactylos carnosus, 387 nucleotides long. Lineage: Eukaryota; Metazoa; Rotifera; Eurotatoria; Philodinida; Philodinidae. The record is from the annotation of a GenBank genome assembly.
AUGGGUCCUCAACCGACACUCAUCCUAGCCCAUUCCGAUGCGGUUCGUCAAUUCUGGCAAUUUCACGAUGAACAGGCCGUCGUACGCGAAGUGAAACUUGGCCGGGCUAUGCUUAUGCUCAUGAAUCAAGACAUUGGUUUCAAAUCCUAUCGAGAUCGAAAUCGAAUGGCAAAGUUCUUUCAUGCAUGUUUUGGACAGAAUCGAGUGGUUCAAUUUGAUGCCGAUAUCGAAUUUGAAACGGGCAAAGUGAUCGACAGACUUGAUGAACUCACUGUACGCGAUCAUGUUAUUGACAUCUCUUCUGAACUCAAGUAUUUGACAUUUCAACGUUUGUGCACAUUUUUUUCUGGAUCCAAAAUGGUCAAAACAUCAGAAUGCUCUUCGUAA